UUAUUAUCACUGGUGUGUAAGUAAAAUUGUGCUUAGCAAAAUGUGGCUGCUAUUCAUUGUUAAUUUAACAAAUUGAAACUGGAAUCACUUGAUCAAAAUCAGAUUGUGUAAAAAAUGAGGUGAACUUCUUUCUUUAAUAUUGUCCCCUAAUUUGCUGUCCUCUGUUGUUGCCUCAGAAUGUAAAGCUGUACAGUAAUGGCGACCCCAAAGAGAAAGCAUGAAAGAACCUUUAGAGUAGAGUUCAACAAUUAAGGCAAGUAGACAAGCCAAAGACCUCUUAAGGAUCAGGCUUGAAGAGAAGGGAGAGUUUGGGAAAAGAAAAAGUAAAGAAAAGCUGGAAGAAGGACAAGCCAUAAUGGGAGACAAAGCUUCGCUUUAUCUACAAAAGGGGGAAAAGGUUGUUUUUCAAAGUUAAAGAUAAAGCCAUCUGUCAUUUUUGGCCAAGCAUCUCAUGACAAGUCCUUCUGACAAGCACUUAAAGAGUUAAAGGUCAAGAUGAAGUUGAAUGGUGGCCAAGAUUAAAGGAGUCAUACCUGAUGUAUCCUACAGAAUUACAGUUUUUCUUCUGUCUGUCAUUACCUUAACACUGCCCACAUUUGAAGAUGUCCGUGAUGCAGAAGAUGCUCUCCAUAAUUUGGAUCGAAAGUGGAUUUGUGGUCGGCAAAUAGAAAUCCAGUUUGCACAGGGGGACCGCAAGACACCAAACCAAAUGAAAGCCAAGGAAGGGAGAAACCUGUACAGUUCUUCUCGUUACGAUGACUAUGACAGAUACAGGCGGUCUCGGAGUCGCAGUUACGAGCGCAGACGGUCGAGGAGUCGCUCCUUUGAUUACAGCUAUAGAAGAUCCUAUAGUCCCAGAAACAGUAGACCUACUGGAAGACCUCGUCGUAGCAGAAGCCAUUCGGACAAUGAUAGGUUCAAACACCGCAAUCGAUCUUUUUCAAGAUCUAAGUCCAAUUCAAGAUCACGAUCCAAGUCACAGCCCAAGAAAGAAAUGAAGGCUAAAUCACGGUCUAGGUCUGCAUCUCACACCAAAUCUAGAGGCACCUCUAAAACAGAUACUAAAACACACUAUAAGUCCAGCUCAAGAUAUGAGAAGGAGUCGAGAAAAAAAGAACCAGCUAGAUCCAAAUCACAGUCAAGAUCACAUUCUAGGUCUAGGUCAAAAUCCAGAUCGAGGUCUUGGACUAGUCCCAAGUCCAGUGGCCACUAACAGUGUAUCCAUGUUGGUUUAGGCAUGUAAGAUUCAUUUACACACAGUUCAGUUUACUUAAAUUAUCAGGAAUAUGAUGUUGCAACAGUGCUAAAACUAUUUUCUUUGUCAGUUUUCCCUGUAGCCGACAAUGGUUGAAAUUAGAACAGUGUUGAGAAGCCACAGAGAGAGAGAGAGAGAGAGAGAGAGAUUGUCCACUUGGUUAAAUGUCAUGGGCAGCUAAUGAUUUGGUUGUGGUGUCUCUAUGUAUAUUUUUGUAAAGAUUUGCAUUUUUAAUGCUUAGAUAUUUGGUGAUGACUUGGUUGAUCGUAACUUGCAACAUUGUCCUUUUACAAAUGUCACACCCGUAGAAAAAUUGGUACCAGUUUGUGCUGGGCAGUUAAACCAGCUGUUUAACUGGUUCUUCAACUCUAAACUUUGUGAGAAAAAGGAAAACUGGACAGCUGUAGUGCAACACUGGCUGCUAGGAAAUCAGACUGGCAGUUUGUUUCCGUGGCUCCAGGGCAGGUUUCAGUGUUCUCUGUGCCCACCAGCACCAGCAGGUUGGCAGAUGGAGCUCUGUGGAGGGAGAUUUGGGAGGUUUCUCUUUACCCUGCUGUCUGGAGAGAUGGUACUAACCUUGCAUGUACAACAUGGGCAGAGAGUUGGCCUUGGAGCUCACUCAGAGCCUGUGCAGUGUCGUGACCUGUCAGGAUAGAGGCUUCACUGCCUCUGCCCUGGCUGCUGGUGCUGAAUGUGAGGGAAAAACCCACCUUGAAAUGGAAAAUCUCGAUUCAGAUUUCAGCAAACGGCAGAGCAACUAAAUAUUAGGUUGUGUGUACAUUUUAUGCAGUUUUUUGUAUCUAUUCUCAAUUUUAGUGAGCAGUUAACCAUAAAGUUGCUUAGUUUUCCUGCUGUUAGAUACAAGUAGAUUGUUUGGAGUUGUGUGUGUACAGUAUAUAAGAACUAAACUUUUAUGCCAAUGACUCCUGUGGUUAGUUGGUGUAUUCAUAGGUAUCAAACUGUAGCCAUCUCCCUGGGUUACCAGGCUUGCUUUUUUACACAGCAAAAAAGCAGUUGCUCAAGCAAGUCUGAAUCACUCCUUCCUCAGAAUGGAUAGUGGUUUGGUUACAAGAUUUCAUUUUCCUUCAGAACAAAAGUUUGAAGUUGGAUAUGAACAAGAGCUGCAUCUCUAGUUAUGUAGUUUAUCACGAAUACAGUAUAUUUAGAAAAUUGGACGUGAAAAAUAACAAACCCAGUGUGUAAUCUUCCCAGUAUUUCUCUAGAAGGCAAGAUCCUUUGUUAUGGAAAUGGCUUUUGGCAUUGGUUUUUUUUUUUUAAUCUUUACCUUCAAAAGCCACCAUCAAACACUUAAGUGUUCCUCACUGUCUGAUAUCUGUAGCAUAGAAAGACAUUGAUUUUCAAAAGUUCCUUUUUAGAGAAAUGUUUUAGGGUUUGGGUUUAGUGUUUCAGCAGGGUCUUUAAAGAAGCACAGAUGGCUUUGGGAUCCUGUCAGUGGAACGUGCUUAGGGGUUGAUCCUAGAACCUUUGUACAUUUGAUAGUAUUUCUAACUUUUUCUUUUACUGUUUGCAGUUAAUGUUCAUGUUCUGCUAUGCAAUCAUUUAUAUGCACGUUCCUUUAAUUUUGUAGACUUUUCCUGGAUGUAUAGUUUAAAAAACAGCAAAAAGUCUAUUUAAAACUGUAGCAGUAGCGUGCAGCUCUAGCAGAGGAAAGUUGUGGGAUUAAACUUUGUAUUUCCUUUCUUAUAGAGGCUUCUAAAAAGGUAUUUUUAUAUGUUCUUUUUAACAAAUAUUGUGUACUACCUUUAAAACAUCGAUGUUUUGAUCAAAAUAACUAAAGACCCAGCUUAUUUUCUGCUUGCUGUAAAUUUAGCAAACAUGCUGUAAUAAAAAAAUGAAGGAAAUACUGAUCCACUGGAAUUAUUGUAGCUUUAGAAUUUGACUCCAGAGCAUGGUUAGGAGUAGAGCUAUGCAUCCCUUAUGGAGUAAAAUCCUUACUAUGGUAUUUCAGUAAAGGCAGGAAUUUUUCAUUUAGUGUCUGAAUAAAUGUCACUUAACAUUUUUUGAAGGGGUACAAGACAAACUGAGAACUCUUAAGCAUAAGUUGUACUCUAAUAUAUUGAAUUUUCUUUGCCAUUAUCUUUCAUUAUUGCUGGAUGGACUUGCCCCAUAGGUUAUAAUUCAGAUAUUAUCAGCCAGGUUAUGAAACUACGUAAAAGCAAUGACUGAAGGUUCAUACAGAAUUAAAUUUAUAGUAUCACCAUAUCAAUUUAUGAUUGCCAUGUGAAAACUGGUGCCAGCAGUGGUUCUGUGGGAGGUGGCAAACAGGGAUGGAGCUGCCUGCUGGCACUGCUGUGUGCCCAGCUGAAGGUUCUGCCCUGAAAGACAAAAAUCCUCUGUAAAGCGCUGAUUUGCUUUGAUAAAUCUACUGUCACCCUUUA
Molecule: messenger RNA, 3654 nt
Organism: Cyanistes caeruleus (blue tit)
Lineage: Eukaryota; Metazoa; Chordata; Aves; Passeriformes; Paridae
Source: RefSeq, a predicted model, not a curated record